CACGCUUCGUUUGCUUCCCGCUCCCACCGCCACCACCCACCAAUCGCACUCGCAGUUGGCGCGCGCUCCCGUCCUAACCAAGCAAAACCCACAACCCUAGCCUCCGCCGGCGCCGCCAUCUGCCGGGCCUCCCUCCGGUCCCGGCCGACCGUAGCCUCGCAGCACCCUAACCCUAUCCCUCCCCCGCUGCCGCGGGAGCAGGGUAAAAAAAUGCCGCGUGAGAUCAUCACGAUCCAGGUGGGGCAAUGUGGAAACCAGAUCGGGAUGGAGUUCUGGAAGCAGCUCUGUCUCGAGCACGGUAUCGGCAAGGACGGCCUGCUCGAGGACUUCGCCACUCAGGGGGGCGACAGGAAGGACGUCUUCUUUUACCAGGCUGAUGAUCAGCACUUCAUACCCAGGUCUCUGCUUAUUGACCUGGAGCCGAGAGUGAUCAAUGGAAUCCAGAACAGUGAGUACAGGAACCUGUACAACCACGAGAACAUAUUUGUCGCUGAGCAUGGUGGUGGUGCCGGGAACAACUGGGCCAGUGGGUAUCAUCAGGGUGAACAAGUUGUUGAUGAUAUCAUGGACAUGGUUGACAGAGAAGCAGAUGGAAGUGAUAGCCUUGAGGGUUUUGUCCUUUGUCAUUCUAUUGCUGGUGGAACUGGUUCAGGUAUGGGUUCUUAUCUGUUGGAGACACUGAAUGAUCGAUACAGUAAAAAGCUUGUGCAGACAUAUAGUGUUUUCCCAAAUCAGAUGGAAACAAGUGAUGUUGUCGUCCAACCUUACAACUCACUUUUAACUCUGAAGCGUCUGACACUGAAUGCUGACUGUGUGGUGGUUCUUGACAAUACGGCUCUUAAUAGGAUUGCGGUCGAGCGUCUUCAUUUAUCAAAUCCUACAUUUGCACAAACAAACUCUUUGGUCUCCACAGUUAUGUCUGCAAGCACAACUACAUUGCGGUAUCCUGGAUAUAUGAACAAUGAUCUGGUUGGCCUUCUUGCCUCCCUGAUCCCCACUCCAAGGUGUCAUUUUUUGAUGACAGGCUAUACUCCACUGACUGUUGAGCGCCAGGUUAACAUGAUACGCAAAACAACAGUAUUGGAUGUUAUGAGAAGACUUCUGCAGACAAAGAAUGUAAUGGUGUCAUCAUAUGCUCGAACAAAAGAAGCCAGCCAGGCUAAAUAUAUCUCCAUAUUGAACAUCAUUCAAGGGGAGGUGGACCCUACACAGGUUCAUGAGAGCCUGCAAAGGAUACGUGAAAGGAAGCUUGUUAACUUUAUAGACUGGGCACCUGCAAGCAUUCAGGUUGCCCUGUCAAGAAAAUCCCCAUAUGUUCAAACAACCCACAGGGUUAGUGGUCUGAUGUUAGCUAAUCAUACGAGCAUCCGCCACCUGUUCGGCAAAUGCCUGGGACAAUAUGAAAAGCUAAGGAAAAAGCAGGCUUUUCUUGACAACUAUAGGAAAUUCCCAAUGUUUGCAGAUAAUGAUCUCUCUGAAUUUGAUGAAUCUCGAGAGAUAAUAGAGAGCCUAGUUGAUGAAUACAAGGCCUGUGAGUCGCCAGACUACAUUAAAUGGGGAAUGGAGGACCCUGGAGAGGCAAACGUUGCAGCAGAUCUUGACUCUAAGUUGGUAGUGUAAAUAUAAAGAUUCUGCAGCAAGGAGUCGAACAAAAGUCCAAGAACAUGCUCCCAAGCUGCUGCAUAAGAUCUCCCUGCAGCACCAGCACUUUAAAGGCAAGCCCUAGUUUUAUGCAUAACCGUUACUAUGCUAUUUUGCUGUAAUUAUUUUUGUAGGCUUGUAUUGUGCACUAAGUGUAGGAGUUGUUUGAAACCUUGUUGCAUGAACUCAAGUUCCUUUAUGAGAUGAAUACUAGUAUGCUAGGUCGAGUAGCUGCUAUGCUAAUCAAGGAUCUUGGUAGAAGUCAAGUUAUUUUUCUAGCACUCACACGAGGCCAUGAAUUGGUUGUAUCCAUUUUUGAUAAAUGGGAUUAUGAUGGCUUGUGGACACGGGUCCCUGGUGGAAGCCCUGUCUAUAAGACAUAAUCGGAAUAAGGAUUAACGUGUGGAUACUUGUGGAAAGCGUUUGAACGUACUAAACACAUACCAAGAAAUAUGAUAAAUCGGUAAGCCUAGUACCUUAGUGAACCUGCCCGUGGACUUCUCUCCUCACUCGUCGCGAAAUGUGGUCUCCCAUGCUAGCAAUAGUGGGGUGCAAGGGCAGUUACUGCACGGCGUCAGUCAGGGUCAGUGGGGCAUUGCAUGCCAAGGCGGUGGGCCCUGUUCUGUUGCUAAAGAAUCGAUGGGAUGACUGAUGUGUGUGGGAAUGGAGUGCCCCUGCAUGUCGUGUGUCCACGUUUACCUAGCAAGGUUAAAACUCGAUUCGAAUUGUCUGCUUCUCGCAGCUAAUGAGACUGCUUGAUCCAUUAUACUGCAUUGAGUAAAAAGUGGAAAUGAUGUUACUUGUAAAAAUAUGUUGAUUGACUUAAUGUUUGAUACCAUGUAUGAAUAGCUAGGUGCUCACCUAGUCUAAAGUAUUAUUCUAGAACCUGAAAAGCUAAAACUUGACUUCGACUCGGCUAGUGCUUUUAGCAAACCAAACCCCUGAGCCAAACAACUUCAUGGUCUAGAGGUAGAGGAGCAGACCCCUCACACCAGGUAAGUCUAGCUGAGUAUUAAUAUGCUCAACCUUACUUGUGGCAUAAUUUUACAGGUACAACUUUAGCUGAGUUGGGCUUCAGAUUUCUCGUCACCUUGCUUCUAUGUGUAGCAAUACAUACAAACAAUCAAAUAAUAGAUAUGGUAACACUACACCAAAGAUGAAAAUAAACCACACAGUAAUAUUCUAUGCAUCACUACGAGAUCGUAGGUUCGAGAAACAUUAAAAUCGGAGUUAAAACAAAGAAGUUGUGGGUAAAACAAUUUUUUAGGCGUAGAUGUUGCAUUUAAAUUAAGAAUGUAUUAAAUCGAAAUAUUUGAGUUGAUAUUAAUUACUUUAACAAUUAUUUAUAAAAAACGUAUGUUAAAACUAUAAAUUAGAUUAACUAGAUUGCCUAUCUAAUUAACAUUAAUUAAACAAUUAAUUAAUUAAUUAAUUAAAACAUGUGGCAUCAUUGAAGGAAACGUGUGACGCCUGAGGGGUGAAUUAGGAUUUCUAAAACUUUCUCUAAACUAGGCCAUAAAUAAAUGCCUAGAGCAAAAUCUAUGUAAAUAAACAAUCUAGAAUGAGCAAACUAUGUUUUGUCUAAGUGUUGCUAUCUCUACCGCAAUGCCUAAGUUUCAAUCCUAAACAAUCUAAGUAUAAAGACUAGAUUGAAACUUAAAUGCUUAAUAUAGAUGCAGAAGCUAAAGAGCAAGGUAGAGAUGCAAACUCUCGUGGAUGACGUCGGUAUUUUUACCAAGGUAUCCGGAACCACACAAGAUCCCGACUAAUCCUCGUUGGUGCCCCUACGCAAAGGGAAGCCCACACGAGGGCCAAGCACCUCGGUCGAGUUACUCCGUAGAGAGCCGUGAGCCUUCUCCACGCGCAAGUGGUGCUCCACUUCCGUCUCCUCUCGGACGCUCCCCGCCAUCUCCACUAACGAGCUUUCGUCCAAAACGCCGUGGGCCUCGUUCCCUCCGGUACACGGUGGCGGCCGUGACACAAACUCGCUUGUCACGGUCUCGCAAGACUCUUGCCCCACUCGGUACAAUUACAACGGCUCAUGCAAGAGUCGAUGGGUUGUGUGGUUUUUCUAAACUCACUUAACUAACUAGGAUUCACCUAGAGCAAGCGCUAAUGCGGUCUAACUAACCUAAGCACUUCGCAAAGCACCUACGCUAAUCACCGAGUGAUUCUAUUAUGCACUUGGGUGUAUGAGCACUUGAAAAUGUCUAUACUAUGCCUUGUUAUGUUUCUUGGACUCCCACACCUUGAAAUGGUCGGUUGAGGUGGUAUUUAUAGGCCCCAACAUAAUUCUAGCUGUUGAAGAAAAGCUACUGCUCUCUACGGCACAACACCCAGAAUUUGCUUGCACGAUGUCCGCGCAAGAGAAAAUAAAAAAACGGUUGUUACCGGUGCUUCCUCCUAAGUCGUGAUUAGGUGGGGUCUUUUCUCUUUUUCUCUUUUCAAUUUUCUGUUUGCAUUUUAUUUUCUAUUUCUGGCUUCUAAUUUCAUAUUUUCAAAUCAGUUUGUAUUUCAAAAUUCAAAUUUUGUUUGGAUGCAACAACCAAAAGUAUUCAGCAUGAAAUACAAAGUGUAUAAAUAAGUAAAAAUGCUUCAAAACA
Zea mays is the source of this 4244-nucleotide messenger RNA. RefSeq names its product gamma-tubulin. Gene Ontology annotation, biological process: cytoplasmic microtubule organization; microtubule nucleation. The coding region runs from base 211 to 1620 and encodes 469 amino acids. The record is from RefSeq and is a predicted model, not a curated record. Gene Ontology annotation, cellular component: microtubule; gamma-tubulin complex. Lineage: Eukaryota; Viridiplantae; Streptophyta; Magnoliopsida; Poales; Poaceae. The transcript is spliced from 12 exons. Gene Ontology annotation, molecular function: GTP binding.